CCGGAGGAGGGAACAACCUUCCACCGCUGCCCGGAAAUCAGCGCAAAGGAGACGCAGACACUCUGACCGCACCGCCAUGCUGAAGCCAGGUGAGCCCAGCGGCUCGGCCUUCCUGAAGGUGGACCCGUCCUACCUGCAGCACUGGCAGCAGCUCUUCCCUCAGGCGCAGCUGAAGUCUCCUCUGGCCCCCCUGCCUCCACCUGACCGCCUCUCCAUGCCCAUGGACAGCCUGCGUCAGUCCCGCCUGCACAGCCACCUCCUGGCCUCUUCGCACUGCACCUCCUCUUCUUCUUCUUCUACGGCCUCCUCAACGCUUUCAUCUUCAGUAGCUGGAGCAGCUCUCACCCCGUCCUCCUCCAUCUCCAUCUCCACCUCGGCGGGGAUCUCCCAGCUACCCGUCCCCCAGCAGAUCGCACUCUUUGGGCAGGCGUUGGCCCCGGUGUGUGGAGGACCUGGAGGAGGAGGAGGAGGAGGAGGAGGAGACCUCAUGAUGGUGGUGCCCCCGGAGAACCGGCAGGGUCACAAUCCGAUGGCGGGGCUUCUCCAUCAGGCCAAAGAGCUGAGCUGCGGGGGGGUCGGGGUGGUGUCAUCCAGCGUGAAGAGCAGCUGUGGAGGAGAGGAGGGCGGAAAAGGAGCGUCGGCCAGGUUCAAGCUCACGUCAGAGGAGCUGGACUACUACCUGUACGGACAGCAGAGGAUGGAGAUCAUCCCUCUGAGCAACCACACAGGAGAGGUCAACAACCGUUGUGACAUGUGUGCAGACAACAGGAACGGCGAGUGUCCGAUGCACGGGCCCCUCCACUCUCUUCGGCGCCUCGUCGGCACCAGCAGCAGCACGCCGGCUCCCGUCACAAUGCCCGACGUCCCUGAUUGGCUCAGAGACCUGCCCAGAGAGGUGUGUCUGUGCACCAGUACAGUUCCCGGGCUGGGUUAUGGGAUCUGCGCGUCUCAGAGGAUCCCUCAGGGGACCUGGAUCGGCCCCUUCCAGGGAGUCCCCCUGCUGCUGGACAAACUGCACUCUGGAGCCGUCAGGAACAGCAGACACCUGUGGGAGAUCUACGAUGCAGAAGGGACGUUACAGCACUUUAUUGAUGGUAAUGAUCCCAGUAAGUCCAGCUGGAUGAGGUAUAUCCGCUGUGCCCGGCACUGUGGGGAGCAGAACAUGAUGGUGGUCCAGUACAGGUCCUGUAUCUUCUACAGAGCGUGUAUGGAUAUCCCCAGAGGAACAGAGCUGCUGGUUUGGUACAAUGACUCCUACACUUCCUUCUUCGGAAUCCCCCUGCAGUGCGUCGCUCAGGAUGAAAACUUAAACGUCCCAGCCACAGUGGUAGAAGCGAUGACCAGGCAGGAGUCCCUUCAAUCCUUCAGCAAGAACGGCAAACCUUCCUCCUCCUCGUCUUCCUCUUCGUCCACCCCCUCCACCGCACACAUGCGCUCCAUGGUCUUCCCCCAUUCCCCCUGUCCAAGGAAUUUCUCCCUGUUAGACAAGGUUGGGGUUGGGCUUUCCUCGGACUCCAGUUUCGGCCAGUUGGGGUUAAAGAACCAGCGAGUCCUGGCAAGCCCGACCUCCACCAGCCAGCUGAGCAGUGACUUCAGCGACUGGCACCUGUGGAAGUGUGGCCAGUGCUUCAAAACCUUCACCCAGAGGAUCCUGCUGCAGAUGCACGUGUGUCCGCAGAAUCCAGACAGACCGUACCAGUGUGGCCACUGCUCUCAGUCCUUCUCUCAGCCAUCAGAUUUGAGGAACCACGUGGUGACACACUCAAGCGACCGACCCUUCAAAUGUGGAUACUGCGGUCGUGCGUUCGCUGGCGCCACAACGCUCAACAACCACAUCCGCACGCACACCGGGGAGAAGCCGUUCAAGUGCGAGCGUUGCGACCGCAGCUUCACACAGGCCACUCAGCUCAGCCGCCACCAGCGACUCCCCAACGAGUGCAAACCUGUGAAUGAGAGCAGCGAGUCCAUCGAGGUGGACUAACCCUCCGACUGUUCCCGGACCGACACGCUCCAGCGGCUACCUCUGAAAAGGCAUCUUCCUCACUCUGUGUUUCCUCUCCGUCCACAACAAGCCGGCAUAUUUAUCACCCAAAAACAACGAUUUUGAAAUGUAUCCAUUCCAUAGAGGAUAAACCCGAACAUUCGAACUGUAUGUUUAACUAGGAAUUGAUAUAAGAGCCAUCUAAGAGACCUCUGCUACAGGAAUCAGUUUUAUUGGAAAGUACCUAUAAACAAAUAAAGCUUUUGAAUGUAGUUUUUGGAUAUGCUAACACAGGAAUAGACAUACAGCUUAAACAAGAAUGAGAAAGCUGGACAAAGGUUAAAUACUGAACUAUAGGUAGAAGAUACUAAACAAAAAGCAAGUACACAAACAUUAUCUUCACCAGGAUGACUGACCCUAAUGAAAUAGUUUUGAAAGAGACUCCAAAACACGUCAAUUGUAUACAACUUCAGGCGCUUCACUACGUAUCAUGUGAAUGCAGCUUUACACCAACAUUCUCACAGGACAUUGGCAGACAGGUGCAAACGCGUGACAAUGGCUAACUUUAUAAUCUCCAAAUGACAGCAUGGCUCCGGUCCCAGCGGUGUGCAGCACUUUUUAGUGUCCCUGUUUCUGUUUUGUGUUUUGAGCUUCGAGCAGAGUUUUGUAUUUGCGGCGUAAACAUGCUUUUAGUAAAAGCUGCACAUGUUUCGUGAAGUUGGUGAAGAUGUUUCUUCAUUUGCAUGAGUUUUGGCACAUUUGUGUUUUUAUAUUUGCAUCACUUUUGAAACUACAGCCUUUUCUCCUAAUUGGAAAUGUUUUGGGCCGUUGUAACGCGUUUGCACCUCUCGGCCACCGUAGUAAUUCUCUGCAAAAGUACUUGGUAAAACGGAAGUGUAUCCAAUCUGUAACCAGAAUAUAAAAGCUUCAACAAAUGUCUGUAGAAGUCAUUGUGACGGUUCAUUAAAUCCGUUCCAUGAUUAGACUAAAUAUUAAAUAUGAAUACAUACCAUGACAGGUUACUGAACUUGUUAUUAAGCAUGUAGGGAUUUAUUCUAUACUGAGACAAUUACAAUAGUAUUUUUUGAUUGUAAGUCAUUCACAAUUAAUAAAUACAAAUUAGAUUGAACUGCUUCUAUGUGGACGGAGAUAAUGGAAAGACGUCAUUCUUUAAGAGCGGUUUCAGAUUUAGCCGGCUACAUGUUGACUGACUGACUGACUUCUGGACAGGAGAGACUUUAAAGCCACAUUCAUCCUACUGAAGAGAAUCCAGAUUCAACCAUACCAAAGAAAACCUUUUUUUUCUCCAGCAGAGAAAAUGAACUUUCGCAUGAAGCGGUUGGACUCACAAACUUUUGGAAUCGGAUAUUUAUUGGAGACUUUUGGGGAAUCCUGUCAGGUUUCCCUCCAAAGAAUUACUUCUUGAAACCGGGACAAGAACAAUGAAAUACCAAAAGAAAGCAGACUGUCUGUAGGGCGCGACCAAAGCAAAUGCACAUGGAGCAACUACACAAACCUCUGAGGACCACGCUCCACUUUUACAUUGAAAAUCAACUAAAUAAAAUGACAAGGAGUAUGUAUUGUAAAAAAAGAAAAGAAAAUAAUGGACAAAACCAACAUAAAUUAUAUUUAUCUUUUUCCUCAUGCUUAUCAUGCUUUGGGCACUAUUGUUUUUGAAUUGUUUUAUUUAAUGUUGGCAGAUGUAAAGAUGGCGACGAAAGGAAGGAAAAACUGAAGAGAUUAUGGAUGUGAUUUCUUAUAGAAAUAAUCCUGCAGUUUAUAAGAAAAUGUGUUAAAUAUGAAGUUGACACAGCAUGUGUUCAAAAAUGUUUUGUUUUCACAGUCAACUUUUCUGUUUCUUUCAAUUCAGAUUAAAGUAUACAGAUGACAUCUAAUCAUCUGAGGCACAAACAUCAUACCAAACUAAAA
This is a messenger RNA of Gymnodraco acuticeps, 3910 nucleotides long. It is a transcript of the gene prdm6, whose product is annotated as PR domain containing 6. Lineage: Eukaryota; Metazoa; Chordata; Actinopteri; Perciformes; Bathydraconidae. Gene Ontology annotation, molecular function: protein binding; histone methyltransferase activity. Gene Ontology annotation, cellular component: nucleus. The record is from RefSeq and is a predicted model, not a curated record.